AUGCGCGACGUCAGCGCCUGCGUUCGCGAGGACGCCCUCGACGUGCGCCAGGAAGGGAUCGGCGAGAGAGAGCAAGCGAUUGUCGCGCGUGAGAUCGAUGUCAGCUCCCGCGAAGACGCCCUCAUCAAACGUGAGGAGCUUGUCGCUGCGCGAGAAGAAGCCGUCAGCGGGCGCGAGGUUGACAUAUGCACGCGCGAGUACGCCCUCCAGCAGCGUCAGACAACCGUAGCCGCGCGGGAGGAAGCUGCCACCAUACGUGAGCGCGACAUCUGCAUGCGCGAUGAGACCCUCGAAAAGCGCCGGGAGGCACUAGAGACGCGUGAGGAGGCCGCCUUCCAGCGCCAUGAAGGGCUCGACAAGAGGGAAGAAGCCGCCGCCAAGACGGAGUGCGACAUGAACAAUCGGGAGGAGGCCCUCAACAAGCGCGACCGCGACAUCACCCUGCGCGAGGGCGCAAUCAACAACAAGCAUGCCUCCACGGUUGACCCAGGAAAUAAGGAGGGCGUCGGCUCGUUCAACGUAGGGUGGAAGAGAUUCGGGCCGCAAGGACGGGAUAUCAGCCAGUAUGUUCCUCGGCUGCCCGACGCGCCUACUGUUCACUGGCCUACGGGCUUGAUAACGACUACUCCUUUCGUACCCGACGUUCGUAGAGGGAAGCGCGGCAGAAACAAAUUGAAAUGGGACCACACUUACGUGAAGACCGUCGCCCGGACCUUCAAAAGCUCGCGAGAUCGCCCAGACCUUUGCGUUCAUGCAACGUUCACAACGCGGAAAGCUGCUUUCGACCUGAUAACGGAUUGCGCUGCUCACGGGAGACCGCUCGUCUUCGAUAACUUCCCGGACUCUCUCACUUACGCGUCCGCCGGCACAUCCAUCAACGACGACCCUUUCAUGAACCCCCUCACCUGGUCUACGGACCGUGCAGACGGGAUCGUAGGCGCUAACCUGCUCACGCCGCGCGAUUUUCAAGACGCGCCUCGCAGAGAAAAGCAUUCGAUGGCGCCAUACGUCACCGCAACUCUCCUCGACUUUCACACCUGGUUGAACAUGCCGGACAAGGUUCGCUGCAUCCUCGAUUUGACUUGCGGGUUCCCGCAACGCGACACGGUCACCGAACGACUCGCCGACAACGUCAUCGAGUGCAUCUCCUCGACGCCCGGGAACAAGUACAGCGGACAUUUCGAUAUCGCGGCCGACAUCAUGAAAACCUUGGACUGGUUUUUGCUGCACACCGCUGGCUUCCUUACAUUCGGUCACAUUGACGCCAGCGGUAUGGCGACUUCGGCGGAGAUUCGUGGAGGAGGGAUGAAAGAAUGGUUCAUCUUCGUCGCCACCAACAUGCCGAAGCCGAAGCCGGGCGAUACCAGACGCGAGCGUCGACGGAUACACGGACAACUCAUCAAUCGAGUGUUAGAUCUCAUUGAAGCGGCGAGUACAGAUACCCUCGAGCCGCCGAAGACGGACGACGGCAAGACGCCAGACUGGAAAGUCGACGGCUGCAUCGUCGAAUUGAGGCCAGGUAUGAAAUACUACCAACCGGCGGGAACUGUCCAUGGUGCCUUCACGCCUGUCCCCACCGCUGCAGCCGGCAAACACUACUUCACAUAUGAAGAUCUCCAUCGCAUGGAAGUAUCGCGGCGAGUGCAGAUCGCUAAGGACGGUGUGACGAACCACAACCACAACUGCGGCGUUCAGUUAAUGCUCAUUUCGAUGGCCGCCGCACUGCCGAUACGAGCGGCGAAUGGACAAGUCUUCUACCGGAAGCCGAUGAUAGCCAUGGCGCUGAUGCUCGUUAGGCCCAAGGACUACAUCAAGAAGGCUGACGCGCCCGAGACGCUGACCGGAGAGGACGACAAGGAGACGAAGGCCAGAAACGCGGAGCGCAUGGCCGAGUACACCAUGACCGAGCGGUUGCGUUCUGACACUUGGGCCGAGGAAGGAACGGCAUUCGACCGACUUGCGUACACUGUAGCGACAACCAUCCUGCUUGCGUGCAAGACCACAUACCCGGGCGACUCUAGGCCGAAAGUUCCCGGACGCGAGUACAUCCUGGAAGGCGACCGAUGGGAUGACCCUGGACCUCCUCUGGACGUCCGCGGACUCACGGACGACCUGAGGACGAAGCAUGUCGACGAAGUCAUCAAGCAGUUCGCACCCUCGGAUUCUGAGUCGGAAGCGGGAGCAGAUUCGGAUAGCGACAGCGACCUGACGGACUUGGAGUAA
Molecule: messenger RNA, 2223 nt
Organism: Schizophyllum commune H4-8
Lineage: Eukaryota; Fungi; Basidiomycota; Agaricomycetes; Agaricales; Schizophyllaceae
Exons: 6
Coding region: 1-2223 (740 amino acids)
Source: RefSeq, a predicted model, not a curated record